Messenger RNA from Coregonus sp. 'balchen', 6090 nucleotides. NCBI's taxonomy places the organism in Eukaryota, Metazoa, Chordata, Actinopteri, Salmoniformes, Salmonidae. The record is from the annotation of a GenBank genome assembly.
AUGAACUCGGAGGCCUUCGUUGAGGUUUUAUGUGGACUUUUACUGCGAGAGUGAAUGUGUAGUGGUGUGGAGAAAUCUCCAGUGUUUGACUUGCUUUGUCUGUCUUAUACAGUAUAACAGAGAGCAUACAAACCAAGUGACUGUUCAUUUUUUCCCUGCUGUUUAUGUGAAUGUAUGACUACACAACAUGCAAACACUAUGGAGGUGUGUGUGUGUGUGUGUGUGUUGUGUGUGUUGCUGCUUCCUCUCCCACACCCCAACAGUUAAUAGAAGCGAUGGGGUGCUGAGUGGAGACAGUGUCUCAGCGGAGGCCGAGGUUCUCAGCUCUCAGCCUUAUCUGAAGUGUGAUAUAUUCCAGAGCUGUCACUCCCUCACCUCCCUCACCCCAACCCCCAGAGGGGAGCCCAAAGCCUAUAGACACACACACACACACACAGAAAUAAAGAAGGGAGUCUGCCACUCAGCCAGCCUUCAACACUUCCUGUCUGCAACCGAUCCAGAACAAACAACCACUGACUCCCGCAUCGCCAGGGAAACGGCCCGGCCAACCAAAACAUUCACACAGGCCACCAUCACAUUAACACGCCUCACAUUGAAUUCUUCCCCCAUUGUGUGUGAAGUGGCCCCCUUUUUUAAAAGACCAGAUCUUCUAACUUCUCCUAUAUUGAAGUAUACUUGCAACGUGUUUCGAUUUCGGUCAGGUUUUCUUUCAAAAUGAAAUGUCGCCGUGUCGUUUCUCGACAUACGCCGCUCGGCAAAGACUGAGGUUUCCGAUCAAUGUCUUUAAACGCGGGAAAUAAUUAUUUCACAGAUGAAAGUAGGGAGAGGAAAACAAACAGCCUGUGGAUUCAGCUCUGUAAUUAGUGUGGUGUAUCUUUUCUCACUGCAGCAAAUUAGCCUCCCUGGAUUCUGGAGCGUUCUGUCAGGGAUGAUACCCGCAUUACUUUACACCAGCGUGGAUCAGAGGCAGGAGGAGUUCAGGCUGGGGUUAUUACCUCUUACAGAUGGAUAAGAAAUGGGUCUGAUUUGGAAAAAUGGAUUUACGUCCCACUAUUGGGUAAUAAUUGCAAAUCACAAGAUCCGAUUUGAGAUCAGGCCCACUCGUAAACAGAUACGUAGGCAUAUUUCCUGAUGGAACACAUGAAACUGGUUGUACAGCUGUGUAGCUGCAGGCAGUAGCACACUGGCAGAACUCAAGCCUCUUUUGAUCUGUCUCUUCUCUCUCUCUCUCGCUUGCUUUCUCUCUCGCUCUCCUUCUCUCUCUCUCUCUCGCUCUCCUCUCUCGCUCUCUCUCUCGCUCUCUCUCCUCUCUCGCUCUCCUCUCUCGCUCUCCUCUCUCGCUCUCGCUUCUAUCGCUCUCGCUCCUCCUCUCGCUCUCGCAUCUCUUCUCUCUCUCUCGCUCUCCUCUCUCUCUUCACCGCUUCCUCUCUCGCUCUCCUUCUGGUCCUCUCCUUCUUCUCUCUCUCUCAGUCUCGCUCUCUCUCUCUCUCGCUCUCGCUCUCUCUCUCUCAGCUUCUCGGCCCUCUCCUCUCGCUCAUCGCUUCCUCUAGCUCUCGCAUCUCUCUCUCUCGAUCUUCUUCUACUCUAUCGCUCUCUCUCUCUAUCAUCGCUCUCCUCUCUCUCUCUCUCUACUCUCGCAUCCUUGUUAAGUCGCUUUUCUUUCGCUAUCCUUCUGUCUCUUCUCUCUUCUUUCUACUCUCUACGUCGAUUCUCUCUGCCUAUCUACUUAUCUCUGCUCGAUCUCUACUCAUAUCCUUCUAUAUCUUCUAUCUCUAUAUCGCUCCGCGUACUCCUCUUCGUCUCUCUCUCCUCUCUCUCUCUUUCUCUCAUGCUUCUCUACUCUCUUCUCUCUACUCCACUCUCAGCCUGUCAAAUCCGAACUGUUCUCAUCUCCCUCCUCCUCCCUCUCUCUCUCCCUCUCCAUCUCUCUAGCCUCUCUUCUCUCAUUCUCGCUCUCCUCGGCUCCUCUCUCACUCUCUCUCUCUCAACUCAAACGUGAUUACGUGUCAUCAAACAACAGCAGAACAGAAAUGACAAACAUGAAACAUGAACUUUUAACACCAACCCUCCCUCUUCCUCCCCAGGAAUGCCCCGGUUCUCCAGCCAGCCGGCAGCAACCAGCAUACGCCUGGGAGACAGCCAGGUUCUGGCGUGUGACGUCAACCCAGACCUGGUGCCUUUAGCCCGGUGGGAGCGCGAGCGUGAGCCCCUGGAGCUGAGUGCUAGGCUGGUGCAGCUACCCAACGGAGCACUGGUGGUGAGCAACGCUUCGGAGGCCGACGCUGGGCUCUACCGCUGCAUGGUGGAGAACGCUGGGCCCGCCAAGACCAGUGAGGAGGCCCAGCUCACAAUACUGCCAGGUAAUACUAUAGUUCCACAUACUGCCAGGUAAUACUAUAGAUACUAUAUAGCUCCACAUACUGCCAGGUAAUACUAUAGAUACUAUAUAGCUCCACAUACUGACAGGUAAUACUAUAGAUACUAUAUGGCUCCAAAUACUGCCAGGUAAUACUAUAGAUACUAUAUAGUUCCACAUACUGCCAGGUAAUACUAUAGAUACUAUAUAGCUCCACAUACUGCCAGGUAAUACUAUAGAUACUAUAUAGCUCCACAUACUGACAGGUAAUACUAUAGAUACUAUAUAGCUCCACAUACUGCCAGGUAAUACUAUAGAUACUAUAUAGCUCCACAUACUGCCAGGUAAUACUAUAGAUACUAUAUAGCUCCACAUACUGCCAGGUUUAAUACUAAUAGAUCACUAUAUAUCUCCACAUCACUGGCCAUGGUAAUACUUUAUAGAUACUAUAUAGCUCCACAAUACUGACAGGUAAUACUAUAGAUACUGAUAUAGCUACAAUACGCCAGGUAAUACUAUAGAUACAUAAGCUCCACAUACUGCCAGGUAAUCUAUAGAUACUAUAUAGCUCCACAUACUAAUACUAUAGCUAUAACCACAUACUGACAGGUAAUAAUAUAUACUAUAUAAGCUCCACAUACUGCCAGGUAAUACUAUAGAUAUAUAUAGUUCCACAUACUGCCAGGUAUAUAUUACUCCUCACAUCUGACAGGUAAUACUAUAGAUCUAUAUGCCACAUACUGCCAGGUAAUACUAUAGAUACUAAUAGCUCAUACUAUACUAUAAUACUAUAUAGCCCACAUACUGCCAGUAAUACUAUGAUAUAGAUACUCCAUACUGCCAGGUAAUACUAUAGGAUACUAUAUAGCUGCCACGUACUGCCAGGUAAUACUAUAGAUACUAUAUAGCUCCACAUACUGACAGGUAAUACUAUAGAUACUAUAUAGCUCCACAUACUGCCAGGUAAUACUAUAGAUACUAUAUAGCUCCACAUACUGCCAGGUAAUACUAUAGAUACUAUAUAGCUCCACAUACUGACAGGUAAUACUAUAGAUACUAUAUAGCUCCACAUACUGCCAGGUAAUACUAUAGAUACUAUAUAGCGCCACAUACUGCCAGGUAAUACUAUAGAUACUAUAUAGCUCCACGUACUGCCAGGUAAUACUAUAGAUACUAUAUAGCUCCACAUACUGCCAGGUAAUACUAUAGAUGCGAUAUAGCUCCACAUACUGCCAGGUAAUACUAUAGAUACUAUAUAGCUCCACGUACUGCCAGGUAAUACUAUAGAUACUAUAUAGCUCCACAUACUGCCAGGUAAUACUAUAGAUACUAUAUAGUUCCACAUACUGACAGGUAAUACUAUAGAUACUAUAUAGCUAGGACCUAUAUAGACGUCUGUAACACGGGCAAAAACCUUUUCCCAGCAUCUCUGCUUUGGCAAAAAAGGUACAUUAGUUGUAUAAUUAAGCAAUAAGGCACUUCGGGGGUUUGUAGUAUAUGGCCAAUAUACCACGGCUAAGGGCUGUUCUUAUCCACAACGCAACGCGGAGUGCCUGGAUACAGCCAUUCGCCGUGGUAUAUUGGCCAUAUACCACGAACCCCUGAGGUGCCUUAUUGCUUUAAUGUUUUUUUUUUCAUGAGGAUUUGAGGAGGAUUUUUAUUUUAUUUUAUCCAUUUUAGAAUACGGCUGUAGCGUAAAAAAAUGAGGAAAAAGUCAAGGGGUCUGAAUACUUUCCAAAUGUAUUGUAGGCUGGUCAUCUAGGUUUGUACCUGUAGACUUGGCUCAGUUGGUAGAGCAUGGCGCUUGCAAUGCUAAAGUUGUGGGUUCGAUUCCCACGGGGACCAGUACGAAAAUGUAUGAAAAUAUAUGCACUCACUACUGCUCAAUGUAAUACUAUAAUAAAACACAUUAAGCUGUUAUCCGUAAUUAACUGUUAUCAGACUCAAGUUACAAAUGCUGGUAAACACUCAAAUACAUUUUAGUUAAAAAAAUAAAAAAUGAAAAAGUAGUGCAUUGGUCCUUUACUAGUCCUCUAUUAGAGGACCGAUAUAGACGUCUUCAGUGCGGCCAUUUUUUAAAUUCUGCAUCCCCCCGUCCCUCGGCACCCCCAAACUACUUCCCGUUGCUAUGGCUGGAGACGACUAAAGGCCUAUACUCGGAGCAGACCCUUCGUGGUCAGACAUUAUUGCCAGUUGAACACACCGCUCCUCCUCCACUCAUGUAAUUUACCUCCAGCAUGAACACAUUUGAGAGAGAUAGAGAGAGAGAGAGAGAGCCCCUCCCAGUUGGGUUAUCAGAGAGUGGGCUGUAACUCAAUCGCCACACAAAGGGAGCUGAAUUCCAUUGUGUCAGAGCUUUAACCCCCAGAACUUUUAUUUAGUGCUGUUGUUAAAGGGCUGGGGUCUGUCAGGCAGCGCAGAGAAGAUAUUAGAGGUCGUAAAUCAGACUUCAACGAGGCUCAGCUGGUGUCUUUUUCUAUCUCUCCCAGUAUGUGUAGCUGAGAGUAUAUUUAUUGAAAACACACACACUACCACAAGCACACACACACACAAGAUGUUUUGCAUCAUAGAAGCAACGAGGCUUUUCAGGAAUUCUUUGGUACCAUACAUGGAAUGAAACAGUUGACUGAGAUAAGUAGCAAGAACAAUGGGGAAACACAAAGCAGUUUAGGGGUCCGUUUCAUUUCAAUUGAGUUCACUCCAAAAAUCCUCAUUUGAAAAUGAAUGCAAUUUUUUUCAAUUCUUUGAAGGGAAUAUCAAAUAUUUUCUUGAAUUGACUGAAAUUGACCCCCAAGCCUGAAAGGGUCAUAAGAGGUUAAUCACACCUUCAGUGUCACUGUCUUUUUGCAAUCUCAAGGGGUUCACUUUGGGCAAAGGAGUUCAGCCAGUUCGGCGACCUCCUGUGUGGUCACCAGGGGUGUCGUUCAUUUUACUGACCCAGAUCAGAUCUCAGGAUGGGAGUCUUUUGAAGGGAGGAAUGAUGACUUGUUAACCAGGGGUCGACCCCGUUCUCUGUUUGGACAGAAACCGGAGAGGAGAGAAAGCUGGAGUUCCUGGUAGAGCCACUUCCUGUGACCAAAGUGGUGGGGGCCAGUGUGCUGCUGCCGUGUGUGGUGACGGGUUACCCCGCGCCCUACGUCCGAUGGAUGGUGGGAGACAAGCUUGUUGAGGAGAGGUGAGUUGGACCCAAAAGCCCUAUUUUUAGAGAGAAUUUAGAAUUUGUAUUCCUUGCAAACCAAUUUCUUCCAAACCCAACAGUAUUAAUAAAAAACUAAAAUGGCUGUAAAAGAAGGGCCCUUUAUUGUCUAAGGACCCAACUGGAAAUAAGUGUUUUUAAUCUCCUCACUGCCGUAGGUUGCUUUGUUUAUAGCCAUCCAUAGCACAGAAAUCAAGUUGUCGUGUUCAUUUGUACUGUUUGAAUCAUUAGAUAAUUGAAUCAGUCAUAAAAAAUGUCCAAAAGGUAGUGUGAAUGUGUUCCUCUAGCCCUCAGGCGUCCCUAGUCACACUCCUAUAGCAGUACCCGGUUCCUUUGUGCCCUGUGCCCAAAGUGCAAACACUUAAAGGGCUGGCGCCUGUUCCCCGAGGUGUUCACGCCACUGGGCCUGAGUGUCUUGAGCGCGCCACCGACGGGGCCAACAACACUGCCACUUCAGCAGGAAGACAACAAGGCCGGGGCUGCCAGCCGUGUCUGGGAGUUCACAAAUGAAAACCCUGGGAGAGCGUCACACUCUUAG